CUAUAUUCGGUAACAUUCGUGAUUAUUCGUAAGACAAUCCUAAUUCUCGGCUCAACGCAAAGUUAUAUAUUGUGGAUUAUUUUAUAUUUCGUACAUUAAAUUUAAAUAAUUCUGUAAAGAUUUAAAAAAUAUUAUAAAAAAUAAGAAAAAUGUCGGACCCAGAAUUAGAAGCAAUACGCCAACAACGAUUAGCUCAAUUACAAUCUCAAUAUAAGGGUGGAAAUGUGGAUAAUAAACAAGCAAUGGAAGAAAAGAGACUGCAAAUGGAAGAUAUGCGUAAUUCUCUUCUUACGCAAGUACUGGAUCAGGCAGCUAGAGCAAGACUGAACACACUUUGCCUUGGAAAACCAGAAAAAGGAAAAAUGGUAGAGGAAAUGAUUUUAAACAUGGCACAACGUGGACAAUUACCUAACAAAUUAGGAGAAAAAGAACUGAUCAGUCUAUUAGAAAGUAUAAAUCAGCAAACACAAAGAAGAACAGUAGUUAAAUUUGACAGACGAAGAGCAGCUUUAGAUUCGGAUGAUGAUGAUUUAUAGCCUUCAUAGGUGAUAAUAUUUGUGUUAUCUUAAUGAUUUUCUUUAACUAUUAGAUAAAUGACGUUUCAGAUUGCAUAUUUAUACUUAAUUAACUCCAUAUUUUUAUUUUUUAUGCUAUGUGUAAAAAUAAAUAAAAUGAAUCAUUCAUCAUA
This is a messenger RNA of Vespula pensylvanica (western yellowjacket), 688 nucleotides long. RefSeq names its product programmed cell death protein 5 (gene PDCD-5). The transcript is spliced from 4 exons. NCBI's taxonomy places the organism in Eukaryota, Metazoa, Arthropoda, Insecta, Hymenoptera, Vespidae. Bases 150 to 536 code for a protein of 128 amino acids. Gene Ontology annotation, molecular function: DNA binding. Gene Ontology annotation, cellular component: cytosol; nucleus. The record is from RefSeq and is a predicted model, not a curated record.